ACUAAAGGCGGUGCUCCAGCAUGGCCGCAGUCAAAUGACUGAAACAAGUAAAAGAGUAAAGAGUAACUAAACACUUAAUUAAAAAAACUGCCGUUCAAACCGAAAAGAUCCGUACCUAGUAGAGUUUUAUAGCAGAAUAUAUGAGUACAUUUUAUUAAAAUAAUCUGAUGAAAAUUGGGAUUAAGAAAAAACCGGAACGAAACCAACCAGUCAGUAGAGCCAUCUAUUGGAGAAUUGAAGGAAUACAACUUUACAAAGGGAAAUAACUUCAACUCCACUUUGCCGCCACCAAUUAAAUUAUUAAUUAAGGUGCUUAAUUACUGAUCGUUGACUCGCUGUUUAUGUCUGAAUACGAAUAACACAUCGUGUCAACAUAAAAGAAAUUUCUUCAAGCAGAUGUGCCUCUGAUGUUUUUAUUGACUUUCCUUGACUGAAGGACGUCCACGUAUUAACAAGAAACAUUCAUCAAUACAUCAUACUCUUAAUAUAAAUUUGAUUUUCGACAAAUGAUGGGAAAAAAUUUCUGGACAUUGUUUUUCACAACAACAUUGUUUUUCUUCACUGUCUGCAAUGUAGAGGAGAUUAUCAAUUAACAGUUUGAUUAACGUUGGAUAACUUUACAAAAGAUUUGACAGUUUACAUUUUAGACAUUAAGUAAAAUCACAAACGAAAGAAACAUAAGAUGAAAUUAUUCUCUAGAAAUAGUGACACAACUAAACACUAACAUCCACAGAAUUUUGAAAAACACACUAUUAUUGUGAUAUUUAUUAUUCUCUCAUAAUGAAUAAUUUGACUGAACCAAAAACCCCUGAUACAAGAGAGAAGCCAUAUCAUUGUGAUGUCUGUGGUAAGUCAUUCUCUCAAAGUGGUUCUUUGACUUGUCACAAACGUAUUCAUACUGGGGAAAAUCCAUAUCACUGUGAUAUCUGUGGUAAAUUAUUUUCUGGGUCUGGUCCCUUGAAAUCACACAAACGUGUUCAUACAGGAGAGAAGCCAUAUCACUGUGAUAUUUGUGGUAAAUCAUUCUCUCAAAGGGGUCACUUGACUAAACACACAUACACACAUACAGUAGAUAAGCCAUUUCAUUGUGAUAUCUGUGAUAAAUUUUUCACUACCAAUAGUCUCUUAAUUCGUCACAAACGCAUUCAUACUGGGGAAAAACCACAUCACUGUGAUAUCUGUGGUAAAUCAUUCUCUCAAAAUUAUGCCUUAACAAUACACAAACGUAUUCAUACUGGGGAAAAGCCAUAUCACUGUGAUAUCUGUGGUAAAUCAUUCUCUGAAAGGGGUUCUUUGACUCGUCACGAACGUAUUCAUACUGGGGAAAAUCCAUAUCACUGUGAUAUCUGUGGUAAAUUAUUUUCUGGGUCUGGUCCCUUGAAAUCACACAAACGUGUUCAUACAGGAGAGAAGCCAUAUCACUGUGAUAUUUGUGGUAAAUCAUUCUCUCAAAGGGGUAACUUGACUUAUCACAAACGUAUUCAUACUGGGGAAAAACCAUAUCAGUGUGAUAUUUGUGGUAAAUUAUUUUCUAGGUUUGUGCCCUUGAAAUCACACAAACGUGUUCAUACAGGAGAGGAGCCAUAUCACUGUGAUAUUUGUGGUAAAUCAAUUUCCACAAAAGAAACUUUGGCUCGUCACAAACGUAUUCAUACUGGGGAGAAGCCAUAUCAAUGUGAUAUCUGUGGUAAAUCAUUCUCUCAAGGUGGUGACGUGCUUAAACACAAACGUACUCAUACAGGUGAGAAGCCAUAUCAUUGUAAUAUCUGUGGUAAAUCAUUCUCCCAAAAUGUGGGCUUGUCUAAACACAAAUGUACCCAUACGGGGAAGAAGCCACAUGAUUGUGAUAUCUGGUGAAUCAUUCUCUAGCAAUAGUAACAAACCUAUUCAUACUGGGGAAAAACCAUAUCAGUGUGAUAUCUGUGGUAAACCAUUCUCUGCAAAUGGCCUCUCAAGUACACAUGUGAGUAUU
Octopus sinensis (East Asian common octopus) is the source of this 1972-nucleotide messenger RNA. RefSeq names its product zinc finger protein 678-like. The transcript has 3 exons. The record is from RefSeq and is a predicted model, not a curated record. Lineage: Eukaryota; Metazoa; Mollusca; Cephalopoda; Octopoda; Octopodidae. Bases 781 to 1857 code for a protein of 358 amino acids. Gene Ontology annotation, cellular component: nucleus.